AUGGCUGGAUCUGGAAGUUCUGAAGUAAGAACUCCGAUCUUCUCUGGCAAGAAUUACGAAUUCUGGAGGAUCAGAAUGACGACGAUCUUCAAGUUGCACAGGUUAUGGAAACUGGUUGAAAAGGGGAUUUCGAUCUCAGACUCAAAGAAGAAGGUUGAAGGAGGCUCAGAAGAGGAAGUUGAUGAGAAAACAACAGCUGUCUAUAUGCAAGAUGCUAAGGCCCUGGGCAUUAUUCAGACUGUGGUUUCAGAUCAGAUUUUCCCACGAAUAGCUAAUGCUGAAACAGCAAAAAUCGCUUGGGAUUUGUUGUGUGGAGAGUACCAUGGUGGUGAUCAGGUAAGGUCUGUAAAAUUACAAAAUCUGAGGCGUGAAUUUGAGUAUGCUAGGAUGAGAGAUGAUGAAACCUUAUCUGGCUAUUUGACUAGGCUAAAUGAUUUGAUAAACCAAAUGAAAACAUUUGGUGAGAUUCUGACAAAUGAGAGACUUGUUCAGAAAGUGUUGAUUAGCCUUAGCAAGCCAUAUGACCCUAUUUGUCUGGUUAUUGAAAAUACCAAAAGUUUGGAGACUGUGGAAUUGCAGGAAGUUGUAACUAUUUUGAAAAGUCAAGAACAAAGGUUUGAUCUACAUACUGUGGAUACCAUUGAAAGGGCAUUUGCCUAUCUUUCUGUGAAUUCGAAAGGGCAACAAAGCAAGAAUAAUUCUAAGUCUCAAAAGAAUUGGAAUCCUAAGGGAAAACCAUGGGAAUUGAAAGGAAAGCCUCAGCAGAACAAUUAUACACCAAAUCACAAUUUUUGUUCACCACAACAGACAACUCAAGAUGCUGCUAAACCACAGUGCAAGGGAAUGCACCAUAGUGGAUGUAGCAACCACAUGAAUGGAAGUGCAGAAUUGCUUGUUGAUAUAAGGACAAAUAUUUGUGGAAAGGUGCAGAUGCCUACUGGAAAUUUGGUGGAUGUUGUAGGCAUAGGCUCACAGGUGAUUGAAACUAGUGUUGGCAAGAAAUACAUUAGAGAAAUCAUGUUUCUACCUGGAUUAAAGGAGAAUUUGUUAAGCUUUGGUCAAAUGGAUGAACAUGGGUAUCAUUUGCUAUUUGGUGGAGGCAUGUGCUGCAUCUUUGAUGGCCCCUCACUUGACAAGUUGGUUAUCAAGGUCAAGAUGAAAAAUAAUAGGUGUUAUCCUUUAUCUUUAAUGCAAAAUGAUCAGAUUGCGUUAAGGGCUAAUGUGACUGAAUGCACUUGGAUCUGGCAUAAGACGUUAGGCCACUUAAACCUCAGAAGUCUCAAACAGUUGAGAGACCAAAGUAUGGUUCAUGGUCUUCCAUAUCUGGAAGAAAUUAAUGGUGUAUGCGAGGGAUGUCAAUUGGGCAAGCAACAUAGGGACUAG
Prunus mume (Japanese apricot) is the source of this 1383-nucleotide messenger RNA. Lineage: Eukaryota; Viridiplantae; Streptophyta; Magnoliopsida; Rosales; Rosaceae. The record is from RefSeq and is a predicted model, not a curated record.